AUGGCUCAGCCGCCGAUGUCGUUGCGAUUCUUCUCGGCGACCAAGCUGGCGAUUGGCGAUCGUCGUUGCUCCAUGACGCCAAAGAACGUUGAGGAGCAAAUGUUUUUGCGUGCCAAUUCGCAUCUUUGGGGAAUGGCAGACGUCCAUGAGUGUAUCCGCGCCUUCGAGUAG
Aphanomyces astaci is the source of this 171-nucleotide messenger RNA. RefSeq lists its product as hypothetical. The transcript has 2 exons. Bases 1 to 171 code for a protein of 56 amino acids. NCBI's taxonomy places the organism in Eukaryota, Oomycota, Saprolegniomycetes, Saprolegniales, Verrucalvaceae. The record is from RefSeq and is a predicted model, not a curated record.